UCAGCUGUCUCCGGGUGGCAGCACCUGGUCUCGAUGAAUCAGUUUGUCAAGUUUGCAGUCGGAGCGCGGUCGGUGUGCCAGUUUUGCGAGUCCGUUACCGUUCCUUCGAACAUCAUCAUCAUCAUCUUAUAGGUGGUCUCUCUCUCCGUGUUUAAAAACAUUACACACAUACACACACAUCUUGUACGUCUUCUCUCAUUCACUCGCACCCGUUCGCAUCCAUCCAUCUCGGUGUGCCAGUGCGAGAGAGAGAGAGAAAGAGAGCCGCGACUCUCAUUGCGCGCCGUUCGUUCGUUCGUGUGUGUGUGUGUGUGUGCGUAUGUGCUUGUGUGAGUGAGUGCAUAUUUUUUCUUCGACACCCCAGAUUUUGCGUCUCCGUUGCGCCAUAACCAUUCUCUAUCCACUUCUGUUCCUCUCCGCGCGGCGGGUCGAUACGCAGAUCUUCGACCCUUUUAGGGGGUGUCGACGUCGUCAUCACCCUUUCGAGUGUGCUGUGUAUGUGUGUGUGUGUUACUCUGCACAGAGAUAGAGAGUAGCAGUAGAAGAUCUUGAACAGUCAGCUGCGACAGCGGCAGAAUUGUGAUGCAAUAGGCGUUUCACCCUCGUUCAACUGGGCCCCGGAACUUGGAUCAUGAAAAUGGUGUUAUCCCAACGGCAGCGAGAAGAGCUUAACAAAGCCAUCGCUGAUUACCUGAGCAGCAAUGGUUACAUGGAUGCUCUGGAAGCGUUCAAGAAGGAGGCUGAUAUGCCGGGAGAGGUGGAGAGGAAGUUCGGAGGACUUUUAGAGAAGAAAUGGACUUCGGUGAUACGGCUGCAGAAGAAGGUGAUGGAGUUGGAGUCGAAGCUUAACGAGGCGGAGAAAGAGUACAUAGAUGGGGCGCCAACGAGGCCCAACCGCAAUCCGCUGGAGUGGAUCCCAAGACCGCCGGAGAGGCACAGUCUUUCAGGUCAUAGGGCUCCUGUAACGCGGGUCAUUUUCCAUCCGGUCUUCAAUCUUAUGGUUUCGUCGAGCGAGGAUGCGACCAUCAAGGUGUGGGAUUUCGAGGCCGGCGAAUACGAACGCACGAUGAAGGGCCACACCGACUCCAUACAGGACAUCGCGUUCGACGCUCAGGGCAAGCUGCUCGCCUCCUGCAGCGCCGACAUGUCCAUCAAGCUGUGGGAUUUCCAGACGUACGAGUGUAUACGUACUAUGCUCGGCCACGACCACAACGUGUCCAGCGUGGCGUUCCUGCCGGCCGGAGACUUUGUCGUCUCAUCCAGCCGCGAUAAGACCAUCAAGAUGUGGGAGGUGGCGAAUGGGUAUUGCGUGAAGACGUUCACCGGUCACAGAGAUUGGGUGCGCAUGGUGAGAUCCUCGGCGGACGGCAGUCUUUUGGCCACCUGCUCCAACGAUCAGACGGUGCGCGUCUGGGCUGUCUCUUCGAAGGAGUGCAGACAGGAGCUGCGAGGUCACGACCACGUCGUCGAGUGCGUCGCCUGGGCCCCGGAGUCGGCCUCGCAUCCCAUCAACGAGGGAGCAGGUGCCGACAACAGGAAGGGCGCUCACAUGGGUCCCUUCCUGGCCUCCGGUUCCAGAGAUAAGAACAUUAGAAUAUGGGACGUCGGAGCAGGCGUCUGCCUGAUCACCCUGAUCGGUCACGACAAUUGGGUGAGGGGCUGCGUUUUCCAUCCAGGAGGUAAAUUCCUGGUCUCCGCCAGCGACGACAAAACGCUCAGAGUUUGGGAUCUGCGCAACAAACGUUGCCAGAAAACUUUGGAAGCACACAAACACUUCUGCACCUCAGUUGAUUUUCACAAAUCACAUCCGUUUGUGAUUUCCGGAAGCGUAGAUCAGUCGGUGAAAGUAUGGGAGUGCCGCUAAGAAGGUGGUCGCCGUUGGGGGAGGAGAAGGAGGCGCGGCGGUAGCUGGAGGAGGAGGAGGAGGAAGGAGAAAGCAAACGGAAGAAGUGGCGGUGAGGAGAGGUGGUGAUGAUGAUGAUGAUGA
Messenger RNA from Nicrophorus vespilloides, 1987 nucleotides. RefSeq names its product lissencephaly-1 homolog (gene Lis-1). NCBI's taxonomy places the organism in Eukaryota, Metazoa, Arthropoda, Insecta, Coleoptera, Silphidae. Gene Ontology annotation, molecular function: protein binding. The coding region runs from base 632 to 1864 and encodes 410 amino acids. The transcript has 6 exons. The record is from RefSeq and is a predicted model, not a curated record.